This is a messenger RNA of Gaeumannomyces tritici R3-111a-1, 2750 nucleotides long. RefSeq lists its product as hypothetical. The record is from RefSeq and is a predicted model, not a curated record. Gene Ontology annotation, cellular component: cytosol; plasma membrane; cytoplasm. The transcript has a single exon. Gene Ontology annotation, molecular function: protein-macromolecule adaptor activity; ubiquitin protein ligase binding. Gene Ontology annotation, biological process: ubiquitin-dependent endocytosis. The coding region runs from base 773 to 2476 and encodes 567 amino acids. Lineage: Eukaryota; Fungi; Ascomycota; Sordariomycetes; Magnaporthales; Magnaporthaceae.
GGUGCCGCCAAGAACCAGAGUCCAGGGGACAGCCGACGAUGGGCGCCAGUGGGGGUUGCAAGGUCGGGCGACCUGGAAAUACUAGUAGAAGCCGUGAAGUUUGUUCUUUUCUCUUCUCCUUCACAUCAUCACAAUCAUUCCUUAUGUCUUUGCUGCUUUGUCGCUGGCCCUACCGAGACCCAAGUUAUUUCCCUUUUAGAGACGGACGCCCGAGUCGAGUGGGUGGCAACCGCCAGCACAGCCGACUGCUGAGGGGGGAAGCACGGGGCAAACUCCAGCCAAAACGAGGCGAAGCAGGGCGCAAAUUACGCACGCCCACCACGGCGCCGCCACCCAGGCCACACACGGCGUCCUCGGCCGGCCAGUCGGCCCUCUUCUGGGACCCGCGGAAUAAGCAACACGCGCGUCUGGGCUUGUUUUGCGGCCGAAAGAAGCACCGUUUCCGCGCGUCUGUCAUCGGGCGGGCCAGGACGCGAGAGGGAUUUCUUUGGUGCGAUGCCCGUUCGGAGUUGAGCUGCUGGAGUUAUUUUUUUGGUCUCUGGUUUCUGGUUUCUGGUUUCAGAGCUCUCGCGAGUCACUCCAGCACUCAACUGGUCUGAACCAGCACACUCACUAAACUCAACUCGCUCAAAGCUCCGCCAAGGUUGGUGACCCCACCCAUUGCGUCAGGGGUGACGGGAGCUUGGGGCAGACAACCUUCGCCAGCAGCAGGAGACGGCACAGCUCGCCGAUAGAGAGGGACAAGCAGAAGCCACGCACCCACACACCCACCAUGUCCAUCCGCAUCGUGCUGGACAAUGGCCCGCCAGAACAGUACACCAACCUCGACGUGGUGUCGGGGCGCGUGGUGCUCUCCCUCACGCGCGCCGAGCAGGUCGGCGCCGUGGUGGUCAAGCUCGAGGGCGAGAGCCGCACGGCGCUGGGCGUGCCGGCCACGGACCCCAACCUGGCGCCGGGCGCGUACCCGCACAACCCGCGCGUGCGACCCGGCCGCCGCAACUACGGCCCGCCCGGCGCCCCGGGCAGCAUCGUGCACGAGAACCACAAGGUGCUCUACCGCGUGCAGCAGGUCUUCCCGGGCCCCGACGUGCCGCCCCACGCCGUGCCCGUCUGGCUCAACCCGGGCCAGCACGCCUUCCAGUUCCGCUUCAAGAUCCCCAUGGAAAACGGCUGCGGCGACCCGCACUCCAUGGCCCAGCUGGGCGGCAUCGGCGGCGCCGGCGGCUUCGGCGACAGCGCCGGCGGCCUCUUUGGCAUUGGCGGCAUCCGCGUCAUGGACGGCAGCCGCCAGCUUCUCUACACGCACGUCACCAAGCAGCUGCCCCCGACCUUCACGGGCCUGCCCCACCAGGCAGAGGUCGGCUACUACGUCAAGGUGACGGUCCAGCGGCCCGGCCUGCUCAAGGAGAACUGGCGCUACCAGCACAACUUCCGCCUGCUGCCGCUCGAGCCGCCCAGGGUCAUCCCGACGGGGCAGGAGGCCUACGCCCGCAGACCCUUCACCUUUCGCCCGCGCUCGCCGGGCUCGGCCGCUGCCGCCGAGGGCGGGGGCAAGAAGAAGAGCUUCUUUUCCUCGAGCAGCAAGUCGAACAACCACUUCUUCAGCCACAGCUCCUCCUCCUCCUCGGCGGCCAACGCCGGCGAGGGAGGCAGCAAUGAUGCCAACGGCAACAACAGCGGCGCUGGCACCCCGGGCGCCGACCAGCCGCUGCAGCGCGGCCUGCCCCCCGCCGUCGAGGUGUCGGCGCGCCUGCCCUACCCGAGCAUCCUGACUAUGGGCAAGCCGCUGCCGCUACGCAUGAUAGCGCGCAAGCUGGCGCCCAGCCUCGAGCCCGUCUUCCUGACGAGCUUGCACGCCGAACUGGUGGCGUCGACAACGGUGCGCUGCCAGGACCUCACCAACGUCGAGACGAGCCGCUGGGUCGUCGUGUCGCGCCCCAACCUGUCGGUCCCCGUCGUCAUGCCCGAUGGCCCCGUUAACGACGAGCUCGUCCUGCCCGCCGACUCGCUGUGGGACGGCGCCGACUGCCGCGUGCCCGGGGCGCUGGGCCAGGCGGGCAUGACGCCGACCUUCACGACGUGCAACCUGAGCCGCACCUUCCGGCUCGAGAUCAAGGUCGGCCUGAGCUGGGGCCUGCGCGCCACGCUGCCGAGGGGCGUCCAGCCGCAGACGAUACUGCUGCCGCUCGUUUUUAGUUCCAUCGACGUCUACUCGGGCCUUGCCUCGCCCGAGAGCAAGGCGGCCGAGCAGGCGGCCGCGACGUCGGGGGUCACACCCGGCGAGAGCAGCAGCAGCAGCGGCGUCGUGCACGCGCAUGCCGCAGCGGCUGGAGUCCCCCCAGUAUUGCCGCCCAGGGGACCUACUAUGCCAGGCCAGGCGGCCAGCACCGCCGGGCCCUCGCAGGGAGCACAGCCCGGGGGCGAAUUCGAGGAGCCUCCACCGAGUUAUGAGGAGGCUAUGAAUGCCAAGACAUGAGGAGGGACCCAAGAGCAACACAGCUCCAGCUCAUAUGUUACCAAUGUAGCUAUACUUUCAUUUUUCUUUUCCUAUCUAUAUUUUUGAUACCUCUCAUUGCCGUUUUCAAGCGCAAGCGCCAUGCCUCUUCUUCCACUGAUGCUGGUUCUGGAGUAGCGGGGUUAGGGUUCUUGAUUUGUGGGACAGGGGCGUGCGUUGAGAAAAGAUUGCGGGGAACAAGGAUAGAUAGCGUGGGGUGUAAAUGGCCAGCAGAAAAAAAAAGUUCCCGACAGGA